AUGGUCACCAAACAACUUUCUUUGCAAACAAAGUAUAAUAUUUUACUAAAGAAAAGACCACUCCUAGUCAAGAUUUUGACUGGUUCAGUUUUAUCCAGUUUAAAUGAGUUGAUAUCAACCACAUUGACCAGCAGCAAGGGUAACAAGACUAAUUUCCAAGUCUUGUAUAAAAAAAUUAUAUUAAUGAUGUUUUAUGGUGGCUUAAUCAAUUCUCCUAUAAACCACUAUGGUUAUAAACUGCUAGUUUCUUUUACUAAAAAUUUAAAGGUCAAAAAUAGCAUUCGCAAUUUGAUCCAAUUAUGUUGCUCAUUGACUGUUAUCACCCCCAUCCAGGUUCUCUUAUUAAUUGUUACUCUAACCAUUGUAAAUUUGCCUAUUUUAAACGCUAACAGCGCUCUCGUUUCCAUUAAAUUGUUUAUCAAUGAUUUCAAAAAAAUUCUCGGUCUUUUACAAAAAAAUAUCAAGAGUAAAUUCCCUAAAGUUUAUCUUUCUAGCCUAAUAAGUUCUACUUUGUUUGUCUCCUUUGCUCAGCACUAUUUGCAACCCGAAAAUUGGUCUAUCUUCUUUAGUUUUGCUUACACUGCUUUAAACACUAGUCAGAAUAUUUAUAUUAAAUUAAAACAAAAAGAAGAAAAAGAAUCGGAACAAGAUAAUUUAGCAAAAAAGAACUAA
Molecule: messenger RNA, 672 nt
Organism: Saccharomycodes ludwigii
Lineage: Eukaryota; Fungi; Ascomycota; Saccharomycetes; Saccharomycodales; Saccharomycodaceae
Exons: 1
Coding region: 1-672 (223 amino acids)
Source: RefSeq, a predicted model, not a curated record